AUGGAAAAUGAUUAUUCGGUAAAAACACUAACUUUUUUGAAAAAUGUAUAAAAAUCUAACUUUAUGUUUAACUUUUGUCACUAUUAAUUUAACAUGAAAAAUUAAUUUGAAAAAAAUUAAUCUAGAUUUUUCCAGGCUACAAACUACGAAGAAUAUCCAGAAGACGAUUAUUGGUGAGUUAAAAAACGUUUUUGAAAAAAAAAUUGAAAAAAAAAGAAAAAUAAGGUUUGUGCAUUUUUACGUCACAUUCUUGCAGUUUCAAAUUUUCAAGUGAAAACUAUACAUUUUCGAGUAUAAAAAUCUAGAUACUGUCAAGUUUUGUUUUCCUAAAAAAAUAAUUAUUGGGUUUGUUUCGUCACUCAAUAAUAAUAAUCUCAUUGAUGCAUAUACCAUGACCAACACACUUGAUUUCGUAAAACAUCUGUGUCUCUCACAUCCCCUUACUAUUUCUGGGCUCUCGAAAAUUCGCAUGCGAACACAAAAAAACCGGGAGAGAAAGAGCCGGAAGGAUAAACAAAAAACUCGCGCGCGCAGGAGAAAAAAAUAAAACAAUAUCUCAUUAAUAAUGGCAGAAUGAAUGAGACACUUUUCUUCUCAACAAAUUGUUUUUUUAUAACUUUCACAGUUUAGCAAAGAUUUUUUAGUUUUUUCCCCUGCAAAAAAUAAAUUUUUCCAUGCAUUUUUUUGGCUAGAGAUCAGACGACCAGCGCACAUUUAACUGGGGUAUUGAAGGGUACUUGCGAUGUCUGCUUCCGUGGCGCAAUAGGCAGCGCGUUCGGCUGUUAACCGAAAGGUUGGUGGUUCGAGCCCACCCGGGAGCGAAAAUUUUUCCUUUUUUCAACACUAUAAUUUUUAAUUUCAUGAAAAUGUUUCAUUUCCAGUCCCUCGAAAAUGCUGCGUGGCCCUGGCCAAAAAGCGGCGAAUCCAUUUCAAUUCGUAGCUACCAAUAAAAAUAUUGGUGAAGAAAUGGCAGACGCUGCAAAAUAUACACUGCACUUGGCCGAACAGCAAAAGGUGCAGCGGGAAAAGAUUCUCAAACAGCAGCCGAAAUUUGACGAUACAGAACCUUGGCAAGCAGAUUUGGAUACUUGGCGGAGAAAGAGAAAAGAAAAAAUUGUGGAUACAAAUGAGAAUAAUAUAAGUGAAAACAGUAAAUCGUAUUCGCCCUACAGAAAGGUUGGUUAACAUUUUUUGAAGGGUUUUAAAUUAAUUGAAAAUUAAUUAAAAAUCUCAUCUUAUCCAUGUUAAAUGUGUAUUUUUACAACAAUCGACACAAACUAAAAAACCAGAAAAAUCAAGUUCAAACAUAAACACCUAACAAAAGUCUAUUUGAUUUACCUCAAAAAUAACUCUCUCUCAAAUUUUCUCCUAUUUACUUUUUCUCUGUUCUUUUUCUGACUAUUUGACAGCCGAACUAAAAUUUCAAAAUUAUUUCAAAUAAGCUAAAAUGACUGCAAUAAAUGAGCCGUUAUCUGUCGAUUUGCCUGAAUUUGGUUGUUCAAAUGAUAAUUGUCCAUUUAAACCCAAAGAAGUUUCGGUUCUUCGAAUCAAAAUUCGUGGAGGAGUUGUGAGUUUAUUUUUUCUGGAAUUGUUGAAUCAAUUUGUUAUGAAUACCUUUUUUCCUAAAAUAUCUACUUUUUCACGUUGGAAUAUGUUGGCGCGGAAUCUGGGGGUUUUCAAAAUGUAUCCUAGACUUUCUAGAAUUUUCCAGAUCUUUUGAAAAUUCAGAAAACAUUUUCUGAAUUCCCCAUAAAUCAAAAAUCUCAUCUCACUUUUUUCUUGACUAACUAUAUAUAUAUAUAUAUACAAAAUGAGAAUUGGUCUAUUUUUCCAAUUUUAAUUGCUUUCUUUUUCUUUUACGCGAAACUUUUUGGUCAGAUUUUUUGUUUUCUUUUCUGUCAAAUCGACUUAUCCUCAAUCUUCGAGUUACAAAGUUUUGAAAUGUUUAAGUUGAAAUUCAUUUAUGGAACAAUUAGAUUGAGGGAUGAAAACUGGAAUCUUGAUUUCUGAUUCAAUAUUUUUGCAACGUGGAAUUUUAGUGUCAACUCUCGAUUUGAAAUUUCAUUUUUCAUAUCCAGUUUUAUGCCAAAAUAUCUUUUCAAUUUCAAAAAAACCACAAAGCAAUAAAAAAUCUCGAUAAAUCAUCACACAUUUUUUCAUAAAUUCCCCUCAUUUCCCCUCUCAAUAUACAUAAAAAUAAAAUGUUUGCAUCGCUAUUUACUUCUCUAAUCUGAUCUCGAUUACAUCGACUGUCUCUUUUCAUAUUUUCAUAACUUUUUUCCUUCUAUUCUCCUCUUUUUCUUUUUUUUCGCAAAUUCUUUUGAAUGCAAAAAAUCGACGAAGAAUGGCCACGUUGGCAACGUUUAUUUGGAAAUGAGUUGGAAAUUCCACGUGUCAUCAAUCGAUAUGUUCACGUGGAAAUUAGGAAAAAAUCAGGAGAUGUUGAGAUGGAAUCGAGAGAAAUUGUUAAUUCGAUUGUUCAAAAUCAGAAAACUACAUUUGUUCAAUUAUUUGAUGAAGAGGAAAAGAAAUCACGGAAUAAGAGUGUAAAAUGGGAUCAGAAUGUUAUUGUAGGUUUUGCUUCUUUUUUAUGUGGAAAUGCCACGUGGCACUAAUUAAACUGAUACCUAUUGUUAGGAUUUUGAACUUGAAUAAUCUCUGAUUCGGAAAGUUUCGGAUUACCACGUGGAUUUUCCUUUGGUCGUGUCAAAAAAGUUCUGAUAUACUGUAGACAUUUUUUCUAAAUUCCAAACCCUGGUUUUUUUGUUGAAAUUUCUCAUAAAUGCAUGACUAAUCCUUCUUCUCAUAUAUAGAUACGUUUCAAAAUAUUUUGUUAUUAUUAUUUUUUGUGUUGUGUUUUUUUUCGUUUUCCGCGUGCCAUAAAUUGUUCCUUCUUUUCUAUACAAAAAUUAGUCACCUUUUCAUUUUGCUAUUAAAUUUUGAUUUGAUUCGAUUUCCGCCCAGCCCAAACAUUAUAUUUUAUUUUGCUGAAAGCCUUUUUCAGAUGUGUUGUUUUAGAAGAUUCAGAUCUUCGUUUUUAUCUGAUUUAAUUACUUUUUAAGGGGAUAAAACUUGUUGGAAAAACUGUAACUAAAAACAAUUUCAAAUUUUAAAUGUUUAGACUCAUUUUACAUAUAGGUUUGGUAGGUUAAAUUUUAAGAAAUAAAUAAGCCACAAUUUUUGAAUCCAAUCAAUUUAAAGUGUUUUUUUCAGGCAAAAGACGAGAUUCUUCAUAUCAAUAGUCAACCUCAACAUUCAAAUUCGACAACAAUUACAACAUCAACAAAUUCAACAAAUAAUACAACUUCAUCGAGUGACGAUUUGAAUAACGAUAGUGGAAUUGAUAAUCGAACUGUUGGAUCACCUUCAACUUCCGAAUUUUCGCCGAGAAGUUAGUUCACACAAUUUUGAAUUCUGUAGAUUCUUUUGAACAUCAUCAUAGGCGAUAUAUUUUUUCAGGCACUGACUUAUUCAUCUCACCAAAAAGUGUCGACGAAGAACCGCCACAUCAUCCACCUCCACCUCCACCAACAUCUUCUGAACUUGAUCAAGUUUUAAUUCCACUCAAAUAUUCCAAACAAUCGUAUUAUGAUCAACCAUUGAAAACAAAUAAUUAUUCAACGGUUAGUUAAGAUCGGGAGGGGGGCGAGAUUAGGAUGACAAGAGUUCUGGAAAUCGAUUUAUUUUCGAAUAUUUUAUUUUCCUAAUAAUCUUGAACAUUGAUUAUUAAAUGAAGAGCAGGCUUUUCUGAAGAAAGUCCUCAGAAUAAAAUAUUUCUGAGCUGAAUUUGAUCACAGAGUAUUUUCGCCCUAAAUCAAAUAUUAUUAACUUCAGGAACCAUCGUCUUUCAACUCUUCUCCUCCUGUAAAAAUGCCAAUAAAUAGUGCCAAAGUCGAAGCAACUUUCAAACAACCACCAUCUCGCGAAGGUGUUAAACCAUUUGUUUCUCGAGCUGCUCAAGAAUUAUUCCAUAAUCAAAAAGAAUCUGAAAAUAUCGAUUUGACAGUUGAAUUGAAUCGCGAACAAAAAGCAACAGUAACCGCCACAAAAUAUCCGCGUUCAAAUGAUUUUAUCAAAGAUCGUGAUCGAGAACCAUCACAAGAGCCGCCAAUUCAAAAAACAACAACUCGAAUUUAUCACGCGGUUGAUAUUCCAUUUGAUGAAUCGCCAGCUAGUUAUCAUCCGAUACAAAUUCAAAAAAAGACAACAAUAAAGAAUGGAGGAGUACAAACUUUUAAUAUGAAUAUUUUGAUGGGAUCACAGCCUGUUCAUAAGGGUUUUGGAUUCUCGGUUGCCAAAAAAGAUGAUCGAUUUAUUGUUGAAAGUGUUAUUGUUGCAUCACCUGCUGAUAAAGCUGGACUUUUGGUAAGUUUUUUUGGGGAGAAACUAAAGAUUACUGUAGGUUACUGUAUAUUCGAAGACAAAUUUUUAAAAACUAUAUAUGACUAGUGUAAAUUAAAUCUAGGUUCCUGAUGAUAUAGCCAGGAUUGUGUUUCAAAACUACAGUACUCCUUGAGAUCUUGAAUCUGAACAUUUGAAAACCCUGGAUUUUCAACUAUUUUUGUAGGUUGGUGAUACAAUAAUCUCAAUAAAUGGUGAAGAUAUGAUUGAUAAAUAUCAAUCAAGAAUCACACAAAUACUUCAUGAUGCUGCAAGAAUCGGAGAAGCUGAUAUUCUCAUUUCAAGAGCUCGUAAGUUUUUAAAAAAUUUCCCACGUCAUUUGAAACUAUAAUUUCAAUCAAUUUUCAGCCGUUGUUCUCUCCAAACAAAAUUCCUCUUCAUCAAUAAAUUUCGAUAAAGCUCGCUCAAUUUUCAACACAACCACAAAUACAAAUGAUAAUCGAUCUUUCGAUUCUUACACCGAAUUCAAACGCAAACAUUCUCGCGCAUCUCGUGAUUCAACAUCUACUUCUUCAUCUCGAUCAUCUCGUGAUUUCAAUAGUUUGCCACGUGGCAACACAAAUCGAAAUAUUGAAAAUGGAGGUGAAAUUGAUCGAAGACGUGACACAUCUUUGUCGAGUUAUCGAACUGCAAGAGAGAAUUUCAAUAGUUUGUCGACAACAAGAAGUAGUGGAAGAUCUGAUUAUGGAGAUUAUCGGUGAGAAAAAAUAAUCCAUGUAACUUCUAAACUUUGUUUUUUUCUUUAGAGUCACAUCUGCUUUCGAGGAAAAAAAUUCGCCAGGAAGACUAACCGAUUUUGUGCCAGAAGUUGAUCGUCGAAAAAAUCGAAACGAUGAUUCGGAAGAUAUUUAUCAUAAACUUCGCGGAGAUCAAACUCCAAAAACUAUUCGCAAUUUCCACGUAUCAAAUGAAAAUGUGGCAGUGAGUUUUUAAAUAGGGAACUGUAAAUUUAAAAGCGCGAUCUGAAUAUUGAAUAUUUUUAGAAAACAAAUAUAACAUAUUCUGGUCGUAGAGAAAGCGAAGAAGAAUCAACAACGACAACAUUAAAGAGAUCAACUUUGCCAAGAAGUGUGAGUUUUAGGGGAAAAACAAUAGGCUUCAGGAACAUUAAAAUUUCAAAUUUUGACCCAAAAAUACGCAAUAGCUUGGGUACUGUAUUUUCUUUCAUUUUUUCUCAGAAAUUUCGUAUAGUUGAAAAUAAAAUGAGUCAUAAUAAUUUUCAAUUUCAAUAUAAUUGUUCAUUUUAUUGUCUGAAAAACUACUACAAAAUAGUCAGAAUUCUCGAAAAUAAAUUUCUCCAUUCAAAAAAAUGUGUUAUUUUGAUAAUUCGUGUUUUUGUACACGUCCAAAACGUCGUCGAAGAAGGCAUAAAUCUUGUGUGAGUUAAAAUAUAAUAAUUAGAGACUAGCAUUAGGGUCAGACUAGAGUCUAGUGUAGUUUGAGAAUCAAUAGAUCAUGGUUUGUGGCAAAUUUUCCAUUGGUUUUGCCACGUGACAUAUUUUUCUAUGCUCGGAUUUUUUUAUUCUAAUUUUAUACGUGAAAUUCAGUUUCGUUAAUUCCAAAAAGUUUCCCAUGUGAGAAAAGAAGCUUCCGGAAAUGUGCAAAAACAAAUAGAUCAACUGCAAAAAAUGUACAUCAUACAGAUAUGUACAAUAUAAAAAUAAAUAUGUGUGUAUGUAUUUCAACGCGCGACUAAAACAAACAUCAUCAUUUUUUCCCGAGAAUUUUUUUGGAAAAAAAAACUUUGUUAAAACAAUUCCCAUUUUUCUCAUCCAAAAUUUUGCCAAAAUAUUUCUACGUGGUUUCUCAUUUUCACACCAAAAUUUUUAAUUUUUUCCAGGGUUCUGCGACACAUUGGAGAAAUGAAUAUUCGAAUGAAGAUUUGGAACAACAAACUAUUCCUGUGGUUAGUUUUUUUGUCAAUUUCCAAAAAAAAAGUUCCGCUGCGAGAUGUACUCACACCCCUUUCCAACUCGCGAGUUCGAAUCCACAUAGCCGCGAUUGUUUUGUUGUUGAAAAACAAACUCGCAAUUUUUGGUAUUGGUAUACUUUUGAAGUACAUAUGUUUUUCUAUUCAUAUAAUUUUACAUUCAUAUUUUUGCCGAAAAAAUUUUCGGCGAACAAAAUCGAUUUUAUUUUUAUUUUCAUGUGAAUUUAUAUUGACUGAAUUUUAUUUUUCAAAAAUUUUCGAUGAUUUUUUUUCGUCAAAAUUUUAAAUCAGGAAAUGUUUGCCGCCAAAAUUCCACGUGGUUUUUCCUCUAAAAUUUCCAAGUGGGAGAAAUUCUGAAUUAUAAAUAUUUCGGCCUCGAAGUUUAAAGCCACGUGGAAAAAAGUUGUCUCAAACAUUCCACAGGUCAAAGGGUGGAUUUGAAGUCGUUUAGUUUAAGGUAACGAGUUCAAGUCGGCCCUGUGACCGUUUUUUCCUAGGUGGAGGUAUCUACUUUCAUUCUAUAUUAUUUUAACUAACAAAAACUAACGCUCACAACUUCAGAGACAACCAUCACCACUUCGAAGUGCUUUAAAAAAACACCAACACAAUUAUCCACCAAUUCCACAUCCACAAAGAAAUAAUCAACAAAGAAAAUAUUAUUCAACUGAAUCACUUCAUCGAAGAACAAAACAACAAAGAGAAAUUGAAUAUUGUAGUUCGGAAGAAGAAGAAGAAGCUGAGAUGAGAACAUCAAGAACAUUUCACACUGUUGGAUCAUAUGGAACUAAAAAUGGAGGAGAUGUUAGUGAUGUUAGUCAUCGAUUUUAUGAUCGAGAUGGAAAAUCGAUUCGAGCACCGAGAGAAAGAUCAAUUGAUAUUGAAGUUCGGAGAGAAUAUUUGGCAAAAAGUUCACAAUUAGAGGUACUAACUAAAUAUUAGAAAAUGAAAUAACAUGCGGGAAAUAAUUUUGGUGAAAGGUUCUAACUUUCAGUGGGUCUUACAAUUGGUGAAUUUGAAAAUAUCAAAUCUGAAAAGACUCCUUGGUUAUUUGAUUCAUUAAAAAUGAUAUUUUAUGUUUAUAUUCAGAUUACUGUAGAUCCGUCAAGUUUGAACUCCAGAAAAUUUUCUAAAUUUUUGAAUCAUAACAAUGUAAUACAUUUUUUGCACCAAUAAGUUUUUUGGACAUUGAAAAAUCAUUCUAAAAUGAAAACUUGAUCUAAUUCAAUUUAAUUAUAAUUCCUUAUAAUUUUCAGGAAUCCCGUGACUGGCGUGAUGUCAUAAAUCAACAACGACAACCAGCACCCGGUUAUCAAUUAGAUCGACGUGGAAUUUCAGCAGCUUCAGCUUCUCUCUCAAAUCUUCCAACUUUCAUCAAUCGUAGAAUUGAUCGAGAACGUGAACGUGAACGUGGAGGAAGUGGAGAAAUCAGUGAAAAAUAUGAGAGAGAUGAAUAUCGAAGAGAGGAACAGAGAAAUUAUGCACCAAUUGCGCAGCAAAGAGUUAAUAAAACAAGUUAUGAGGAAAAAAUAACAGAAGAGAGAAAAGAAGAAAAUGUUGUGGCUGUUAGUGGAAAACAUCGAUGUUCGCAUUGUUCGGAAGAAUUAGGUUUGUAGGGUCAAAAUCAGAGGAACUACGAUGAUCCACAUUUACACUCUCAAAAAACCAUCAUUCUCAUGAUUUUCCAGGUCGCGGCGCUGCAAUGAUCGUCGAAUCACUUAACCUGUUCUACCAUCUUGCUUGCUUCAAAUGCUACGUCUGCAAAACUUCGUUGGGUUCCGGUUCAACUGGUGCAGAUGUUCGAGUUCGUGAUGGUCGUUUACAUUGUCAAACAUGUUAUAGUAAUCAUCGAGUUCAAUUGAGCAAAGUUUGA
This is a messenger RNA of Caenorhabditis angaria, 8201 nucleotides long. NCBI's taxonomy places the organism in Eukaryota, Metazoa, Nematoda, Chromadorea, Rhabditida, Rhabditidae. The record is from the annotation of a GenBank genome assembly.